AUGUCCAAUCCGACCGUUAUGGCCUCCUUUACAGAGGAGGGCGCUUCUGCGCCCAUUCGUUGCGCUAGUGAAUCCGACUGCCGUGGAAACCAAUGGAUCGUGCCCUUGGAGCCUCGCCACAAAAUUCUCAACAAGAAUCCCAACUUCCCAGACCGUCUCGUCUGUCAACCUUGCUACGAUCAUUAUCGAACAAAGUCCUCCUCUAGUCAUGGUCGAUUGUCCCAAUCCGAGUCUGCUCGUUCCGCACAUGCCCGUUCCACGCAAGAGCGUAUAACUCCUGGUGUACUGCAGGAUGCGGCUGUAAUCCAGCGUCAAAACAUUGAUGCUCGUACAGGAAAGAAGGUUCCGAAAGCAAUUAAUCAAUUGGCUGCUGUUCCGCGUCGUGGAUUCAUGGGCCCUCCUGAUUUUAUUCCUGGCCCCCACGUAUCCGUUCCAAAUGCUGGAAAUUCUGGAUCAUCUGGUUCUGGUUCCCUGUCGUUCUCAAGCAAGGGUUACUCUGCCAAUCACGCUCAAUACGGCGCUGCUCGAGCAAGUUGGGCUCAGAAUGCAUAUGUUGGUGUUGCACCAGAGGUCAUUUCAAUCCUCAUUAGUGUUCGCUAUGAGGCUCCGGGGAAACCAAAGGGCGAGAGUUUUGGGGCUAUCAGCGAGGGCGUCAUGAUUGAUGCUAAGUCUACCCCGCGAUCGAUUAUGCAGACUGUGUAUGACCAGGUCUAUCCAAAACUCAAGGCUAGAAUCGAUCAAGAUACCGACUGCAGGUUCGAAUUCAAAACUACAAACUUCACUGUGCGAGACGUUGCUACAUGGAUCUCUUUGGCUGGGCAACCGCUUGAGCAGCCAUACUACUACGCUAGCUGUCUCAAGCCUGGUCGCACAAAGCUCGAGAGAGAACGACAUCUUCUUGUUUUUGUUCGGCCUGCUCCCAUUGGGAUUGCGCUUGUGAUUGACCAUGAGGAGUGGAUGCGUCUGCAGGAGUUCAUGGAUCAAAUGCAUAUUUCUCAAGACGUCGAAGAUGAAGAGUUUCGUGAGCAGCCAGUGAAGAAAGCUCCUAAGAAACCUGCAAAGAGGCCCAUAGGGACAGCGAGCAAGGUUUCAAGUAGUGAUGCCCACCCCGGCGCAUCAUCUAAUACUCAGAGUUCUACUUUGGAUGCUCUUGAAACCAAUCGGCGUAUCACGCGUAGCGCCUCUAAAUUAGCUGCCACACCUUCUCUCAACCAAAGCAGGCAAUCGGAGGAGCCUUCUCUCCAAUUUCCAGCUGCCGACGCUCCUAGUCUGAUUACAUUCACCUCGGGCACUUUGCGCUCUGGUCUUGAGUCUUCCUCCUCUGUUGUAGGUGUUCUGAGUGGCGCUUCUUGGUCAUUGAGCAAGAAGGAACGUCCCAUCACGCCGCCAAAUCCGACAGUUUGCAAACGCUCUGCGGCCAAGUAUCGCUCUCCUGAUCAACGUAUUGUGAAGAAAGCACUGACCGUUGGUGGAUCCUUGAAGAAGGCCGGAAACACACCCCUCCACACGACUGAACAAAUCGAAUUCUUCCGAAUCAAAUCUGUUCCCUUUCACGAGUUGAUCGAGCAACCAGACUUUUUUUCCUGCAAACUUGACGCAGUGGAGUACGGCACUCUCUCUAUGGUUGCCUCAGAUCUGCCUCUCGGCAUUGGCAGUUUUAAAUCCGCUCACAAUGCGCGUUUGAAUUUGCAUGUUCUGUCUUCGGGUAACAUACUGGGUUGUGUUCCUAACCAGCACGUUGCUGCAAAGAGGAUGUUUGAGUCGUGGAGCGAGGAUCAGACGCGUCUGGAGAGAUACAAGCCAUCCCAGGAAUAUCUUCAGACUAUUCGGGAGGCCAAUAUCAUGCUCUGGGCCGUCUCACUCUUCGAUUUUUGCUACUCAUUCAUUCAAAGCUUCAUCGAAAAAAAUGGCCCUCCACCAGCGGACUUGACGAUAUUUGACAUCCGCUUCGUCGAAGCUGGCGUUGCUCUUGUUCACGAUUCGAGUGCCCGUGGACAUAGUGUCAAGGACACCUCCUCCUUGGUCCGAUCCUUCAUCAUCGAGGAAAUAAUCACGCCAACUGAAACAGACCAGGCCGAAACAUUCCUCAAAUUCGUCCAUAACAACCUUGCUGCUCCGACUCCGUUUAUUGUCCGCAACACUGUAAACUAUGCAGUUGCAGAGUUCCUGUGCUUUACGCAACACAUCCAGUAUGAGAAAUCUGGAGGGACCGUCUUUCUCUCAGAUCUUCAAGGCAAGUCCUCUCACGUGUUUGGGCCAUGUUCAUGUGUUGAUUUAUUUACCAGGUUCACCUACACGACUGAGUGA
This is a messenger RNA of Mycena citricolor, 2307 nucleotides long. The record is from the annotation of a GenBank genome assembly. NCBI's taxonomy places the organism in Eukaryota, Fungi, Basidiomycota, Agaricomycetes, Agaricales, Mycenaceae.